AUGCCCACUCUGAUCCUGGGGGAAGAUGUCCCUGGGGACCUUCAGGGUGCCCAAUGCCCCAACAAGCCCCCAGCUCUACUCUUGCCUCCAGACACCGAGAAGACCCCAGACUACUGGAAUGAAGGGGCCAGGAGGAGGCUGGAAUCAGCCCUGUCCUUGCAGCUAGCAGCACAACGGGCCAAAAAUAUUAUUCUCUUCAUGGGUGACGGCAUGGGCUUGUCCACCAUGUCAGCAGCUCGGAUCUACAAGGGGCAGCUGGCUGGCGGCUCGGGCGAGGAGAGCGUCUUGGCCAUGGAGACCUUUCCCCAUGUGGCCCUGGCCAAGACCUACACCAUCGACCGGCAGGUGCCUGACAGUGCUGGCACGGGCACAGCCUAUCUCUGCGGGGUGAAGGCCAACGCCAAGACCCUGGGGCUGAGUGGGGCGGCCACUUACGGCAAAUGCCGCAGCUCCUUUGGCAACGAGGUGGACUCCAUCCUCCACCGGGCCAGACUGGCAGGCAAGUCGGUGGGCAUCGUGACGACCACGCGGGUGCAGCACGCGUCCCCCGGGGCAGCCUAUGCCCACUCGGCCAGCAGGAGCUGGUAUGCUGAUGCCAACAUGCCCAAGGAGGCCUUGCGGGAUGGCUGCAAGGACAUCGCCUACCAGCUGGUGCACAACACAGACAUCAACGUGAUCCUGGGUGGUGGGCGGAUGUACAUGACCCCCACGCGGACCCGAGACCCUGAGUACCCAGAGGACUCGGCUCAGAAUGGCAUCAGGAAGGACGGCCUGGACUUGAUUGCUGAAUGGCUGAGUUCCAAGCAGGGUGCCCGCUAUGUCUGGGACAAGAAGGGCCUGGAUGCAGUGAAGGAUGACUCCGUAAGCCACCUGAUGGGCCUCUUCGAGCCCAAGGACAUGAAGUAUGAGCUGAACCGCAACAGCUCCAUGGACCCCUCCAUCGUGGAGAUGACAGAGAAGGCCAUUCGCAUCCUGCGCAGGAACCCCAACGGCUUCUUCCUCUUCGUGGAAGGUGGCAGGAUUGACCAUGGCCACCACAAUGGCCGGGCCAAGCAGGCGCUGAUGGAGGCCGUCAUGCUGGACCGGGCAGUGGCGCGGGCAGGCGAGCUCACCUCCCCUUCUGACACCUUGACUGUGGUGACAGCUGAUCACUCCCAUGUCUUCACCUUUGGGGGCAACACACUGCGUGGCACCUCCAUCUUUGGGCUGGCCCCCAAGAAAGCCAAGGACAAGCGAGCCUACACCAGCAUCCUCUAUGGCAAUGGUCCUGGCUACAGCAUCCGCAACGGGGGACGCCCAGCUGCCAGCCUCCCUGCUGCAGAGGACAAGGACUACAGGCAGCAGGCAGCUGUGCCCCUGGAGACAGAGACCCACAGCGGGGAGGAUGUGGUGGUGCUGGCCCGGGGUCCCAUGGCCCACCUGUUCCACGGGGUGCAGGAGCAGCACUACAUUGCCCAUGCCAUGGCCUAUGCCGCCUGCCUUGAGCCCUACGCCACCCAGCCCGGGUGCAUGGCAGCCCGCAGGGCCUCCCAGGGCACCCAGUGCUCCCCACAGCCCCUACUCACCCUUCUGGCCCUCUGCAUGGCUGCCCACAUGGUAAGGGGCUGA
Messenger RNA from Chaetura pelagica (chimney swift), 1608 nucleotides. RefSeq names its product intestinal-type alkaline phosphatase-like. Gene Ontology annotation, biological process: dephosphorylation. The record is from RefSeq and is a predicted model, not a curated record. NCBI's taxonomy places the organism in Eukaryota, Metazoa, Chordata, Aves, Apodiformes, Apodidae. Gene Ontology annotation, molecular function: alkaline phosphatase activity. The transcript is spliced from 10 exons. Gene Ontology annotation, cellular component: plasma membrane. The coding region runs from base 1 to 1608 and encodes 535 amino acids.